GAUACAGGGGGAACUUCCAGACGGUGCCUAGCGCUGAGCUGUCCGCCAGCCCCUGGCUCCUGGGGCGGACGGGCUGGGCUUUAAAAGGCAGAGGAUGGGCGCGGGCAGCCCGCUCCCGGGGAGGCUGGGCAGGUGCCUCGCGCUCACCCAGCGCAGCAGCGGCCGGAGGGAGCCGGGAGCAGGCACCGCGCAGUCCGGGCGCUAGGAGAGCAGGAGCGAGGGCCGGAGCCGGAGCCCUCCCAGCUCCGCUUGCCGGGCGCGCGGGGCGGCCGGGCAGAGGCAGGGUCCCAGCAUGGAGGCGCCAGGCUCUGCCUAGGCUCCCCGGAGAGGGCGCAGGGGCUGAGGGACUGGUCCGGGAGGCGCACACGCACCGCUGCGGCUUGUUGGGCUAUCAGGCUGAACCAGCAGCAGCUCCACUGAUCAUGGUCAACAAGACCAUAAACUACUGGGAUCCUGAUUUUGAGGACGAUGUCAUCAACAUUAACGUUGGGGGUCUGCGAAGAAGGCUCAGCUCCAGUGCUCUCUCUAAAUUCCCCAACACCCGGCUGGGGCGUUUGCUGACCUGCGACUCGGAGGAGUCCAUCCUGCAGCUCUGUGAUGACUACGAUGUGAGCGCCAGGGAGUUCUACUUUGAUAGAAAUCCAGGCUUCUUCCUAUAUGUGCUGCACUUCUACCAGACUGGGAAGCUGCAUGUCAUGGAUGAGCUGUGCGUUUUCUCCUUCUGCCAGGAAAUAGAGUACUGGGGUAUCAAUGAGUUCUUCCUGGACUCCUGCUGCAGCUACCGCUACCAUGAGCGUAAGCUGGAGAGCCGGCACUACAACUGGGACGAGGAGAGCGAGGUCAGCAGCGUGGACACAUCCCCCGACGAGAUCUCUGACUUCAACCAUGACCUGCUCCGCUACAGCACCCUGUGCUGCGGCAACUUGCGUAAGCGCCUCUGGCUCACCAUGGAGAACCCAGGCUACUCCAUCCCCAGCAAACUCUUCAGCUUUGUGUCCAUCAGCGUGGUGCUCGUUUCCAUAGCCACCAUGUGCAUCCACAGCAUGCCUGAGUACCAGGUACUGGAUGAGGAUGACAACGUGCUAGACGACCCUGUCCUGCACAAUCUGGAGUAUUUCUGUAUCGCCUGGUUCACCUUUGAAGUGUCCUCCCGCCUGCUGCUUGCACCCAACCUGAAGAAGUUCUUCAAGCACCCGCUGAACCUGAUUGACAUUGUCUCAGUGCUGCCUUUUUACAUCACCCUCUUGGUGGAUGUGACUCUGGGCAGUGACUCAGAGCUGGGGAACCUGGGCAAGGUGGUGCAGGUGUUCCGGCUCAUGAGGAUAUUCCGGGUGCUGAAGCUGGCUCGGCAUUCAACUGGACUGAGGUCGCUAGGGGCCACCUUGAAGCACAGCUAUAGAGAGGUGGGCAUCCUGCUGCUCUACCUGGCGGUGGGAGUCUCCGUGUUCUCCGGAGUGGCCUACACAGCGGAAAAGGAAGAGGACGUUGGUUUUGACACAAUCCCUGCCUGCUGGUGGUGGGGGACAGUCAGCAUGACGACUGUGGGCUACGGCGACGUGGUGCCGGUGACCGUGGCCGGCAAGCUGGCAGCUUCGGGGUGCAUUCUGGGCGGGAUCCUGGUGGUGGCUCUGCCCAUCACCAUCAUCUUCAACAAGUUCUCCCACUUCUACCGCAGGCAGAAGGCCCUCGAGGCUGCCGUGCGGAACAGCGACAAGAAGGAGCCCAAGGACUCUGAGAAUUGUCCCAGCCAGAACCAUGACUCAGAGGCUCUGGGUGAAGCCUUCCAGGAGGGAGGCAGAGAGGAUUUCCAUGACCUGACCAGAAACACCCUUCCUGCUCACUGACCUUACUGAGGCUAGAGAGUACGGCUCCUCUCUGGCGCCUUCUGUCCUGGAGACACGUGGCAGCAAGGAUCUGGUUUGUAUGGAACUGUCCCUUCUCCCCUCUCACUGGACGUGAACAGGAGUGGAGACUGCAGAUGCUGCUCAUGCGGUGAAUUGUCCUUCUGCCAGGAUGAUGAAGCUACCAGAACUAGAACAAGAGUAACUUUGUGGUACCCAAACUCUCCUAACAUCCAUCUGGCCUCCUUUAGCACUCCGCACAAUGUUGGACUUCAUCCUCUGCCGAGCCAGGGCCAUUCAGAGCCAAGGGCUCAAAGCAGUAUGCCCAUCAGGUGCUAGCUGUUUGUCAUCUUGAGUGGGGCAGCACACAGCAGCUGUAUCCAUUUGGGCACUUCUUGAAUUACCGUAUUUACUGUAUUAAUGGCAAUGCUGUCAGUGCCCCCCAAAUGACCUAUAAGCAGGUGCUGGGAAAUUUAGAAUUAAACAUAAUGGACUUAGAAAAGGAAACCCACGGAAGAAACAGGGAGACCUCAAUGUAUCCAACUAGCCUCCAGGAACGGCUCCCAAAGUCCUUGGUUAGCUAAGGGCAAUCAUCCUGCAGCCUAACGUUCUGUUGCUGUCCAUCAUAAUGUUAAUGCCCAGCCCCUAGUCCCCUUCCCCGCCCUCCCCUAGAGAAGAAGUGAAAUCCAAAUGGCAAUAGUGUUCACAACAGAGAAA
This is a messenger RNA of Chrysemys picta bellii (western painted turtle), 2558 nucleotides long. RefSeq names its product potassium voltage-gated channel modifier subfamily S member 1 (gene KCNS1). Gene Ontology annotation, cellular component: voltage-gated potassium channel complex; membrane. Lineage: Eukaryota; Metazoa; Chordata; Testudines; Emydidae. Gene Ontology annotation, molecular function: protein binding; delayed rectifier potassium channel activity. Gene Ontology annotation, biological process: regulation of delayed rectifier potassium channel activity; protein homooligomerization; potassium ion transmembrane transport. The record is from RefSeq and is a predicted model, not a curated record.